Letharia columbiana is the source of this 2106-nucleotide messenger RNA. RefSeq lists its product as uncharacterized. The transcript has 2 exons. The record is from RefSeq and is a predicted model, not a curated record. NCBI's taxonomy places the organism in Eukaryota, Fungi, Ascomycota, Lecanoromycetes, Lecanorales, Parmeliaceae. Bases 1 to 2106 code for a protein of 701 amino acids.
AUGGAGAAAGCUCAGUGGAGUCCCAUAAAUAGUGAGCCUACGAGUGCUGGAACCAACCCCACUGCAAAGAGACCGCAUCCGGGCCUCACACGUUUGCCCAUCCAAUUCUCAAAUGGGGCGCCCAUAAGAGCGAAGAAACAGUAUACAGAGCCGCCGAAACAUAACCUCGACAGGCCGCCAGUGGUGCACAGCCUGACACUGAGCGGGGAUCUUCCUGCCCCAGAAGCGGAGUCACGGUCAUCGAAGCAACGAGAAAUUGGAACAGUAAGUUAUUCAACCGUAAACGAGACCGGUCCAUCGACUCCGUUUACGACCAUCUCGCCUGAUGAAUCUACGCAUGAACGGCGUGUCGAAGGCAAGAGGCACGACCUGGGGUCUAACGGUCGCAACACCACAUCUAUCGCAAACUCAAGGGCCGGUACCCAAACUCCGAGAGCAGUUCAUCAAGCGGGAAUGUCGACAGAGGCAAGACGCGCACAGUCACAAAAGCCUAAUCCUGUGCCGGAUGCAAGCAAGAUUUAUCAGGCUUUCAACAUUGCGCCCCCGAACACCAAUCUAAUCACGAACGAGGAACAGUCUAAUGCUACCACGGCGAGUGAAUCCAGACAGGGCUCAAUCAAGAGAACUUUUGGACCGAGAGAUACACCAGCAAAGCUUACGAAAGGUUCUCCCAAAGAACGCUCGGUCGGACUGCACGAAAGUCACACCAAGCCAGUGCAAAAUCAGGAGCCAUCUGUGAUUGACGAGCAGAGCUCGUCUUCUUCUGACGACGAUGCAACACAUCUGCCCACGAGUGCUGGACGCAAAGCAGAAGAGGCGGUUGACCAAGCAGAGAGUCCAGUCAUGGAUGACCCAGAUCACGUCACGAUGACGACCAGCUUACCAGAUGAUCAUACUAUCGAAUGGCUAGCAGAAGCCAAAGAUUUCUACCAAGGGACGCUACCGCCCUUUGUCACAAAGCAAAAACUUGGUGUUCGGAGAAUGGUAGAACUACCGUUAAUCGAAGGUCAACAGUACGCUGAAAAGGUCGAAGUGGUGUAUCGGUUAUGGGAUGCUGCCCAUACCUUCGCCAGUAUUGACAUAAAUGGUGAAAGAUUCAUUGUCAAAGUUUUCAGAGGCGGUGCUACCCCCUAUCGUCCCUGGAUGGGCCCGCAAACAGGAUUCUCCGAAACGCCGCUUGCGUUCUCCAAACAGGUCUCUCGGGGCCCGAAAAGCGAGGAUGACGAGAGAGACGACGACUACAGCCCAGCUAGUCGCCGUAAAUCUGGCCCAGUGUGGCGUCGCCGUCCCCAUCGUCCUAACUUCGGGAUAGACGACGAUGACGAAGAACUCGACGAGGACCCUUACCAGAUGGCAGAACAACUCCACUCGCAAAGGUCGUCGAUCGAAGGAGACGAUGCAGCGCCUGAUCCGACUGGUCAUAAGCCGCUGGACUCCAGCGUAGCCAUUACACAGCCACCCAGCAAGCUCAUCAACGCAGUCAAGAAAAGUCUUCGGCUACCGAAAGAGAAAGAUGUCUUCCAGCGACCCAAACAGAUAAAGCGCAGGAGCGUUGGUGGCCAAGGAGUGACUACGGAGUUGGAAGGGAGCAAGCGUGGGAAGCAUAAGGCGGUUUUCUCCAGUGAUAGCGAACGCUCUGUCCCCCAUAAGCGAGCGAAGCCUACGAAGGCCAUUUCCCAGCGCACUUUCUCCACUAAUUCAGCCCAUCUGAAAAAUGUCCCUCAAGUCUCAGAACACGAGUCUCCUACUCUCGAUGCGCACAAACUUUCGCCUUACAAACAAGCCCACACCACGCUACGUAUCGCACUUGUUCCGUACCCACAACAAUCUGCCAUACACCGAUUGCGUUCCUGCAUGACCAUAGAUACUUUCUUCAGCUCUGUGAUUGGGGUCUCUGGCUACAAAGGCGAUAAAGAUCGCAUCUUUGGCAUCACGGCCACCUUUGAUUGCAAGUCUGACGACGAUGCGGAUAAGAGUAUGGUGAUCAGGGAAGAGUGGCAGGAUAGCUUCGACGUGUUCCUCGAGACCGUUGACGGAGCGGAAUCCUGGACGGAGGAGGGUGGGAAAUGUGGCGUGGCUGUUAAUCUGUUGUUAACCGAGGGGUGA